Drosophila rhopaloa is the source of this 603-nucleotide messenger RNA. Its product is annotated as mucin-1. The coding region runs from base 26 to 415 and encodes 129 amino acids. The transcript is spliced from 2 exons. Lineage: Eukaryota; Metazoa; Arthropoda; Insecta; Diptera; Drosophilidae. The record is from RefSeq and is a predicted model, not a curated record.
UAGCCUUCAGUUCAGUCCGAGGACCAUGAAAUUCCUGACGGUAUUCGCAUUCGCCUGUGUGGCUACGUUUGUGGUGCUCCACAGCGCCUACGGCUCUCCACUGCCGGAGCCGGUUCCUGAUCCCAGUCCUGAUCCCAGUCCUGCUGCCAAUCCCAGCCCGAAGGCGGAGCCCUCGGCCGAUCCGGAGCCCGUAGCCAGUCCGGCAGCCGACCCAGGUCCGAGUCCCAACCCGGGACCAGCAGCCAAUCCCAAUCCCUUGCCGGCAGCAUCUCCAUUGGGAUCGCAGGGACCUCAGGCUGCCGGAGGUGAUGCCAACUUCGUAGCCCUCUCCGCCAACGCGGAGCCAAUGGUUCCGGCCCCAGGUGCUCCAUCCCUAAAAAUGGACGAUCUGCAGCCCGAAACCCCAGCAGUUUAGGCAAAGGAUGGGGAUGACCCAUAACUAAGGAGGAGCAGCAGCAGCUUAAUCUAACUAGAGCCUGCGCACCCACACACAAGGAAGACACACACACACAUAUAUAUUAAUCUCUGGUAUUUAAUGUAUGUAUGCAUUUAUGUUUUCCAACCUCAAGCAUGGGCAUUAAUAAAAUUGCAAAUUAAAAUUUA